Molecule: messenger RNA, 735 nt
Organism: Sinocyclocheilus grahami
Lineage: Eukaryota; Metazoa; Chordata; Actinopteri; Cypriniformes; Cyprinidae
Product: leucine-rich repeat-containing protein 19-like
Exons: 2
Coding region: 118-558 (146 amino acids)
Biological process (GO): interleukin-8 production; positive regulation of non-canonical NF-kappaB signal transduction
Cellular component (GO): plasma membrane
Molecular function (GO): signaling receptor activity
Source: RefSeq, a predicted model, not a curated record
GGGAAAGAAGUCACUUGUUACACCCCCCAGAAAACAGCUGUGCUUGAUGGAAACCCUUCCUGCUCAAUUCAAGCCUCAACUGCCAAAACAUCUGUGGAGAAAUCUACAGCUACCACAAUGAAAACCAGAUCAACACCAGCACCAGCGCCCACCACAGAGCCAAGCAACAGCAGCCACGUCAAUGGCUCCAGCAAAGGGUUGAUGGCGAGGGAUGGUGAGACACACACAGGAAGCCACAGCUGGAAGUUCCUGCUUGGUGUCGUUGCUCUAACCCUCAGCACUUCCAUGCUCAUUGUAUGUGCUGUCAAAUCUCCCUCAUGGUACAAGCUUCUGUUUAAUUACCGGCACCAGAGGCUAUGUGAGGAUGUGGAGCACAACGUCUUCAAUACCGGACGCUUUUCCAACUUCAGUCUAGACACAGAGCAGACGGACACGAGCACUCAGGAGUUGGACACUGGACUGAGCUUGCAGCCCUUUGAGGAUGAUGAUGGCUUCAUAGAGGACGGCUACAUUGAGCCAGGAAACUACAGAGAACACGCGGAUGCUGACGAGUCUUGAGCAAGAUCUGCAGCAGGAGAAGGACAGGGGCUGCAAACAGGUGGAAAAAUGAAGCUGCGAGCUCUUGCAUUAAACUGUGAGGAUCUGUUUAUUCCAGUGCAGUAGUGCAAUAUGAAAAAAACCUUUAAAAUAUGAAACCCAAAGAUCACUGAACUGGAAUUGCAAAUGCAUGUAUCU